UCCUCCUUCCUCUUAAUCCCUAAUAAUUACAUUAUAUAAACAGCCAGCCCGAUCCAUCAGCCGUCAUCCUUUCCAUCCUUUCUUAAACCCUAGAUAGCCGAGACACACCGAGAGAGAGAGAGAGAGAGGGAGAGAGAGAGAGAGCAGCUCAAGCGAUCCCCUGCCCUUGCGCGUGAUUCAACGACUCAAGCGAUCGCGGUUGCAGCAGCCAGAGGGAGGUAGCGACUCAAAAUGGCGUCAACGUUCGGGACAUGUCGCCUCAACAAGCCAGCAACUGCUGCUUUUGCGACCAACAAGACCCUCCUCCUUUCGCCCCCGGUUGUUUCCCUCCCACGCCAAAUGAAAAUGAGGCCCCAGAGGAAGUGCCGUCUCACAGUAAAUGCAGCAAAGGAGCUCCAUUUCAACAAGGAUGGCUCGGCUAUCAGGAAACUUCAGAAUGGGGUCAAUAAGCUUGCAGAUCUCGUUGGGGUUACUCUUGGUCCAAAAGGACGAAAUGUAGUCCUUGAGAGCAAGUAUGGCUCACCUAAAAUCGUCAAUGAUGGAGUCACUGUCGCAAAGGAGGUUGAGCUGGAGGACCCUGUUGAAAACAUUGGAGCUAAAUUGGUCCGCCAAGCUGCUGCUAAAACAAAUGAUUUGGCUGGUGAUGGGACAACCACUUCGGUCGUCCUUGCUCAAGGGAUGAUUACUGAGGGUGUAAAGAUUGUAGCUGCUGGUGCUAAUCCAGUGCAGAUCACCCGGGGUAUUGAGAAAACAGCCAAAGCACUAGUAAAUGAACUCCAAAAGAUGUCCAAGGAGGUUGAGGAUAGUGAGCUGGCUGAUGUUGCUGCAGUAAGCGCUGGAAAUAACUACGAAAUUGGGAAUAUUAUAGCUGAGGCUAUGAGCAAGGUUGGACGGCAGGGAGUGGUCACCCUUGAAGAAGGAAAGAGUGCUGAAAAUAACCUCUAUGUUGUUGAGGGAAUGCAGUUCGAUCGUGGUUAUAUUUCUCCCUACUUUGUGACUGACAGUGAAAAAAUGACAGUGGAGUAUGAGAAUUGCAAGCUGCUCCUUGUGGACAAGAAAAUUAACAAUGCAAGAGAUCUUAUCACUAUUCUGGAGGACUCUAUUAGAGGUGGGUAUCCAAUUCUGAUAGUCGCAGAGGAUAUUGAGCAGGAAGCUCUUGCAACCCUUGUGGUUAAUAGGCUUAGAGGUGCAUUGAAAGUUGCUGCUAUCAAGGCCCCUGGCUUUGGAGAGCGCAAGAGUCAAUACCUGGAUGACAUUGCUACUCUCACUGGAGGCACUGUCAUCAGAGAUGAAGUUGGGUUGUCCCUAGAGAAGGCAGACAAGGAGGUCCUAGGAACUGCUGCCAAGAUUGUAGUUACUAAGGAUUCAACAACAAUAGUUGGAGAUGGUACUACACAGGAGGAAGUAAACAAAAGGGUGAUGCAAAUCAAGAGCCAGAUUGAGGCAACUGAUCAAGAAUAUGAGAGAGAAAAGCUCAACGAGAGGAUUGCUAAACUGUCUGGUGGUGUUGCUGUUAUUCAGGUGGGAGCACAGACAGAAACUGAGCUUAAGGAAAAGAAACUGAGGGUUGAAGAUGCCCUUAAUGCUACAAAGGCAGCAGUUGAGGAAGGCAUUGUUGUAGGUGGUGGCUGUACCCUUUUAAGGCUUGCAUCAAAAGUUGAUGCCAUUAUAGAAACCCUUGAGAAUGAUGAACAGAGGGUCGGGGCUGAAAUUGUAAGGAAGUCCUUGAGCUAUCCACUUAAAUUGAUUGCAAAGAAUGCGGGUGUUAAUGGCAGUGUGGUUAUCGAGAAGGUUCUUGCCAAUGAGAACUUCAGGUAUGGUUACAAUGCAGCUACAGGGAACUAUGAGGAUUUGAUGGCUGCUGGUAUUAUUGAUCCCACCAAGGUUGUGAGGUGUUGCUUGGAGCAUGCUGCCUCAGUGGCAAAAACUUUCAUCACUUCUGAUGCUGUUGUGGUUGACAUCAAGGUGCCCGAGCAAGCACCUGCUGCAAACCCAAUGGGUGGUGGUGGCUCAGGUUUUGGAUUCUAGAAAAAUUUCUGGAGAUGAGCUUCCACUCCCUUCCCGCGGCAUGGCAUGUUACUUUUGAGGAGGAACUUCAUUCUGUUGUUAUUAAAGCGUUGAAGCGGCAGCAAAUCUGUUAUGAGUGAUCUAUCAAUACCUGAACAAUGAAUCUUGCAUGCAGUUGGUAGGCGUUGCGUGAAUGAUACUUGCAUGUAACUGUUGCCAGAACAGAUGAACAGCAACUUAUUGAUGACUGGCUGUUCCAGUCUUUUAGAGUCUUGAAAAAAAAAAUCCUGUUAGAGGAUUAGUUUUGCGAUCACUUAGUAGGCACUUACAGAUUUGUUAGCGGCUUCCCGUAAAAACAAGACUGUCUGUUAAUGUUAGACAUUGACACGUUGGCUA
This is a messenger RNA of Panicum hallii, 2403 nucleotides long. RefSeq names its product ruBisCO large subunit-binding protein subunit beta, chloroplastic-like. NCBI's taxonomy places the organism in Eukaryota, Viridiplantae, Streptophyta, Magnoliopsida, Poales, Poaceae. The record is from RefSeq and is a predicted model, not a curated record. The transcript has 15 exons. Gene Ontology annotation, molecular function: ATP binding; ATP-dependent protein folding chaperone. Gene Ontology annotation, biological process: protein refolding. The coding region runs from base 232 to 2028 and encodes 598 amino acids.